AUGGGUGGCACAGACUGCCGAGUCAUUGUGCCGUCUCGAUGCUACUUCAAACCAUCAAAGUUGCGUCCCCUUGAUGGUGCUAGAGUCAGUGUCAAAGACAGUAUUGACAUUGCGGGCCACAAGACCACUCUUUGCAACAGAUCAUGGAUUGAGCUUUAUCCGCCCAAGUCCAAGACCGCAGCCUGCAUUCAAGUGCUUGUGGACGCUGGCGCUGUGAUUGUUGGUAAAGUCAAGCUGCAAGCAAUGAUUAUGAGAGAGGAACCUCUGGAAUGCGUCGAGUUUUCAGCCCCCUUCAACCCUCGCACCGACGGAUAUCAGGUCCCUUCAGGAAGUAGCCAUGGAAGCGCAGCGGGGAUCGCUUCAUAUGAAUGGCUCGACUUCUCCAUUGGAUCCGAUAGUACGUUCCACUUACUUCUGAAACCCAAGGUAGCUAACAAUACGAUACUAGCCAACGGGAGUGGUCGGAAACCUGCUUCGUACAAUGGAUGCUUCUCAAUCCGUCCAUCCACAGGCAUCAUGAAUACAGAAGGAGUAGUGGGCUAUUUUCCGCCAUUCGACAUGCCGGUCUUCUAUGGAAGAGACAUCUCCAGGUUCUCAGAGUUCAUAUCGGUGUGGUACGGAGACUCUCCAUCGCUUCACGCUCCCUCCAAGCUACCUGUCGAGGUCCUCUACCCUUUAGAUUACCUUCUAACAUCGAACGACGCUCAGACUCGUUUGAUCGAUUUAUUCAUCUCAGGUCUAGAGGCAGCCUGUCACGUCAAAAGAACGCCUAUAUCGCUGGCGGAACAAUGGGAGAAGGAUUUUCCUGAUGGAACUAAGCAUAAUAUAUUGCGGAGUACCUUGAAACGGUUUGUUUGGGACCAGAAAGCUCUUUGUGGCGAUUACUAA
This is a messenger RNA of Periconia digitata, 888 nucleotides long. NCBI's taxonomy places the organism in Eukaryota, Fungi, Ascomycota, Dothideomycetes, Pleosporales, Periconiaceae. The record is from the annotation of a GenBank genome assembly.